This is a messenger RNA of Leptopilina boulardi, 778 nucleotides long. Its product is annotated as general odorant-binding protein 56d-like. Gene Ontology annotation, cellular component: cytoplasm. Gene Ontology annotation, molecular function: protein binding; odorant binding. The record is from RefSeq and is a predicted model, not a curated record. The transcript has 6 exons. The coding region runs from base 308 to 697 and encodes 129 amino acids. Lineage: Eukaryota; Metazoa; Arthropoda; Insecta; Hymenoptera; Figitidae. Gene Ontology annotation, biological process: sensory perception of smell.
CUCGAGAGAAAAAAGAGAUACAAUAAAAAAAGUGUAAAACGUACCUUAAUUCUUCCACAAUUGACAAACCUGUUUUUUUUUAAGACCGUGGUGAAAUUAAUCGAGCUUUUGACUUUUUGAGUUCGGAAAUUUUUCAGCCGUUUCAUGGUCAUCAACUAGAAGAAAGAAGAAGCAAAAAUUUUUACAAAUAUUAACUAUAUAGUGUAGUUCUGGACGUAUAUAUAUAAAAGUGAACCACGUUCAUAAUCGAGUCACAUUUUGGCAAUUCAAGUUUUAACUCGCAACAAAAAUAUACAAAAUAUUCAACAUGAAAGCCAUUUUUGCCAUCCUUGCACUUUGCUUCGUUGCUGCUUUAGCCGAUUUCAAGGAGGACCACGAGCAAUACAAGACACUUUGUAUUACUGAAUCUGGAGUCAGUCCUGAUGCUGUAAAAAAUGCUAGAGAAGGAAAAAUUGAUGAAAACGAUAAUAAAUUGGCUUGCUUUUAUUCCUGUUUAUUGAAAAAGUUUGGAAUUAUGACUCCGGAUGGAACAAUUGAUGAAGAAGUUGCACGUUCCAAAAUUCCAUCAACUAUUCCCAAGGAAAAAGUUGAUCAAGUUCUCACUAAAUGCAAAGGACUGAAGGGACAAGACCAUUGUACUACAGGAAUGAAAGUAAUGAAGUGCUAUUUGGAAAAUAAAACCUUUACACUUGUUUAAAUAUUAUCAUUAUUUCCAGAGUUUUCAUAUGUAUUAAGUCGCUAAAUUUGAAGAAAAAUAAAAAAUUAAUAAAAAAAACAA